Molecule: messenger RNA, 1259 nt
Organism: Neurospora crassa OR74A
Lineage: Eukaryota; Fungi; Ascomycota; Sordariomycetes; Sordariales; Sordariaceae
Exons: 1
Coding region: 226-558 (110 amino acids)
Source: RefSeq, a predicted model, not a curated record
UCGCACACAUUGUGUAUAUAGCCGCAAGGUCAGGUACCUCGGCGAGCGGGUUGAAAACCGUAAUCAUCUAAGUCAUUCUCCAUCACCCCUUGAAGCACGAGGUACUUUCGAAAAACCUCUACCUUUUCCCAUCUUUCUUUGUACUAACAUCCAACGGCCGAAGUAAUCAUUGGCAUAGACCACACCUUCAAACCACUUAUAUCCUUUCAAAAACAACCAGUCGAGAUGCCUCGGCACUCUUCAAUUUUCCCCGGCGACACUCCAAGCCUGCAAGAGCUAGAGAGACGAUAUAGAAUCGCCCGGCACGAUCUAAGGGAGGAAACUGAACGCCGUGAGCGCCUGGAGAGGUUAAUCGAAAGACGCAGCGAGCUCGUCUCGAAUUAUCUGGAAGAGCAGAAGGAAAGGGCAAGGACCAGGGCCGACACGCUAUGGCAGAGGAACCCUUCACAUGAUGGCUCAGACGAGUGGGUGGAGUUCCAUAAAGCUUUGGCUCUCGAAGCAUUCAUCAAAAGGACGAUCAGAGCUUUGGGGCCUGCGAUGAGGUCACCUCCGCAGUAGGGCUGGCUAGACUUGCCCGCGAGCGUGAAAUGGUGAUAAUAAAAAAAGAAGCGUAGUGGUUCUUGGGUUCUUUCGGCGUACCUUUCGAGGCCGUGGUCAAACUUUGUUCCGACUUACAUGAUGCCAAAGUGAUGGUGUUUCGUUAUCGUCUUUUGAUGUGUGGGCACAGUGACAUGAGUGGCCUGUUGGUGCGUUCUGGUGGGUUACGCUAGGUUGGGCUACUUUAAUCGCAUCAAAGUCAGUUGACUGUUGGCGAAUGUGUUGUCCGAGUUUCAGCCAAAGACACGAGAAAAGCUAAAGGAUGGGUCGCAUUAGGCUCGAGGCCUUAUAUAGUUCGUUAUCUUGGUUGGAGUCGUGGUGUAUGGUUGCAUUCACGGCUUGAGUUGAGGAUGUGUUGAAAAAAGAGUCCAAGAUGGUGGAAUGUCUAUACGGAGUUGAAGUCGGGAGAUUUGCGCCAUGACGGUUGUCCGGGCCGGCACUGGUACGUAACAGCGUGCCAUGGCUCGAGUGGGUCCUGGGCUGCGAGACAAAGCCGGGGCUCGGGCAGCCGUUCAGCCCUGCCAAGAUCCAGCUCCGGAGACGCUAUCGGGCGUGGCGGGGCUCCUUCAGUUGGCCAGCCCGGACUCGCUUGCGAUGAGACGGGAAAUGCUCGAGAAUGGUACGUAGCGAAUGAAACUAGAACUCUGAAAGUCAAUCCCUUA